Molecule: messenger RNA, 689 nt
Organism: Eleginops maclovinus (Patagonian blennie)
Lineage: Eukaryota; Metazoa; Chordata; Actinopteri; Perciformes; Eleginopidae
Gene: lamtor5
Product: late endosomal/lysosomal adaptor, MAPK and MTOR activator 5
Exons: 4
Coding region: 139-414 (91 amino acids)
Biological process (GO): cellular response to amino acid stimulus; positive regulation of TORC1 signaling
Cellular component (GO): lysosome; Ragulator complex; cytoplasm
Molecular function (GO): guanyl-nucleotide exchange factor activity
Source: RefSeq, a predicted model, not a curated record
AAUUUGGACCUCGCAGGGACCACUUUGUGCACGUGACGAUCAGCUGCUCUACCCGGAAGCUUUGAGGAAGCAGAAAACCAAAACAACACAUUCUUAAACACAAAACUUGACUAGUUAGGUUAUCUAAGAUAGGUAACAAUGGAGUCGACCCUCGAGCAGCAUCUUGAUGAUACGAUGAAAAACCCAGCAGUAGUCGGUGUGCUCUGCACGGAUCAACAGGGACACAACCUGGGCUGCCGCGGCUCCCUGUCUGAUGAACAUGGCGGUGUGGUGUCAGUUUUGGCCAAACAAGCUGCAGCUCUCUCCAAAGACCCAACAGACAGCCCAACUGUGUGCCUGGAGUCUGAGUCAGGAAACAUUCUGGUGAGGAGUCAUGGGACCAUCACAGUAGCUGUUCACAAGAUUGCAUCUUGAAGACGACACGACUCAGUGAAGAGUUUUUGUAAAGAAAUGUACAGAACUGUGGGAGAGACCUUAAGUCUGCAAGAGAAAUAUUGAGUUUCUUUGUUCUGUUUCGUGCACACUCAGAUCCUAGAUUUAAGAAAUACUGUGUAUCUGUUUAUCUAUUAAACCUUGUAUCAUGAUAUUUACUGCCAUGUCAUGCUGUGACUGAUUUUGUUAACAAUUAUAAUAAUUGAUCCAAGGCAUGCUCAAAAAAACAACCCUUAAUAAACUUUAACUUGACACUG